Neocloeon triangulifer is the source of this 3479-nucleotide messenger RNA. RefSeq lists its product as uncharacterized. The coding region runs from base 147 to 2465 and encodes 772 amino acids. Lineage: Eukaryota; Metazoa; Arthropoda; Insecta; Ephemeroptera; Baetidae. The record is from RefSeq and is a predicted model, not a curated record. The transcript has 10 exons.
CGGAGCGCGUGCGCACCACGGUCCCGCCACACAGCCGACUUACCAAACAGGUUUCAAUUCGGGCCGAAUUCUGCUUGAUCGAGAGACUCGCGCUGCCCGUUCGGCGCUCUCGGUGCGCAGUGCUUGAUGGUGUAGCAGAAAGGAAGAUGCCAAAGUCACCCCAGGCAGGGUCUUCUGAGGAAGGAGGGCCGGUGGCGGCGUCGUCCGCCGCGGCCACCCCGCAAAAGACCUUCCGAGGGCGAGGGCUCGCCAGCCAGAUUGUGAGCCACGAUGAAAUCGCCCAGGAAAUCAUGCAGCGCUCCCUCAGGAAGAAUCCUGCGCCCAUUCAAUCCGACGUCAAAGACGUCUUCUUCGCUAUGAAGCUCACCCAAAGACUGGCCAACAAACUCAGUCCCGCCUCCAAGGACGGGACGAUUCUUUCUUCUCCAACCCUGAUCAACCCUGAUCCGCCUCCCCUCCUUCGUCUUGACCAGGAGACCACCUCGUCGCCCCACGUGUCCGCCCCCAAGAGGAAGGCCUCCACCGAGGCCACCUCCGGCACCACUCCGGCGGGGACUGCCGCCUCCGCAGCCCCCAAAACCGGAGGCAGAAAGGGCUUCCGGUUUCAGCGGCAGCUCGACCCUGAGACGGAGAGGGAACUCGCCCUGAAGCAGCUGAACGAGCUGCCGACCCUGAAGAGGAGCCGGCGCAAGACCAAGGAGGUGGUGGCGCCGCCCAGCAAGACGCAGGAGGCGUCCAUCCAGACCAGUGCCUUACAGCAUCCCCUCACCAACGGGGACGCGGACAAAGUCGAGCUCAAAAGCGAGCCAGAGAAAGCGGAGAGCGUGUGCAGUUCCGAGUCAAAGAAGAGACGCUCGAUGCACCGCGAACUGGACAUGCUGCUGGGCGACGAAGGUGCCGUCAACAUGAUCUACGAGGCCGAGAGCGGCCAGGAGCGGCGCAAGUCGCGGCCGCAGCGGCCCGACCUGUCGCUCAAGGCGCGUCUUGUGAAGACGGCUGUGAUUCGCCUGAGCUCUGCUCCCACCUCCUCCAGGGCGCGCCGCAAGACGGAACCCACGCGGCCGCCGCCUGAAGCGCCCAAAGCUGCUCCCAAGCCCGAGGCGCCGCCGAGACCGACGGCCGAAGAGUCGAGGAUCAUUCGCAGACACUCGACCUCCUCCUCGGACUCAGACGCGCCUCCUGCCAACAAGCGCAAGGCGACGCCGAUUUUCAUCAAAAAGGCUGACAAGAGUCAGGCCAAGCCCAAGAAGGCCGCGUCCUCUGUAUUCCCAACCAUCAGAUUACAGAAAAAGGUGCAAGCGAAGAGAGUCGAGUCCAAGAUCAGGAUCCAGUUGAAAAAGAAGCCAGAUCCGAGGAAAAAGAUGAGUGCUGCGGUCAAGCGCAGUUUGAAAACCGUCAUGGCCAAAAAUUUCCAACAAGGCUUGGUGAAAAAGACUCAAAUCACUGCCCCCUUGCGAGCCAAGGCCAAGCCCGAGGAUGACCCGACCUUGAGGACUUUGGAAGCCCAGCUUGCUCUGAUGAUAGGAGAAGAUCCGGCUCCGGAAAGUCCAAAAAUCGGUCCUUCCUCAUCCACAGGCAAACCUUCGGGGCUGAGUUCGAAGAGGAGCUCGACUGACGAUAACGGAAACAAGCAGCGCUCCACCUUCCGUCAGAACGCUGGAGUGGUUCCUUGCAAAGAACUCACAGUUCGACGACAUCCAAACUUCAUUCAGGUCAUUUUGAACCCUAGCUCAACCAAGUUGAAAAAUUCCUUCAACACAGCCGUUUUGAAGGAGUUGAAGAACUUAUUUGUACAAUUAAAGAAGGAUGAGUCGUGCAGGGUACUUUUGCUGUCCUCGAACGGAUCCGCCUUCUGCCAAGGGGUGGAUCUGCAUUCGCUGAGUGUGCUCACGCAAGACAAGAGGAAAAAGGCUGCCCAAGAACUGGCCCUAGCAAUAAAGGAGUUCACAAAGGCCAUGGCGUCCUUCUCCAAGCCCAUCGUAGCGGCUGUGAAUGGAGCGGCGAUUGGCCUCGGGGUGGCCAUUCUGCCCCUGUGCGACCUUGUGCUGGCCUCGGACAAGGCCACGUUCUACAUGCCCUACGCAGACCUCGGCCAGUCUCUGGAGGGUGGUGCUUCGGUCACUUUUCCCAGACUCUCAGGAUCGAUGGCUGGAGACUUGUUAUAUAGCGGCCGAAAAAUCACCUCGAUGGAGGCCGAGCGCAUUGGCCUUGUGUCUAGGGUUGUGUGGCACGACAAGUACCUGGAGUACCUGAUGCCCACGGUUCAAGAACUGGCCUCAAAAUCGUUACAGUCGCUCGAGUCGACCAAGAGUCUUCUGCGUGAAAGUCUGAGGCGCGAGUUGGACGGCGCCCUGGAAGGUGAAGAAAAGCUGCAGAUCCAGCACUGGUGCUCGUCCGAGUUCCAGAAGAGCGUGCGCAAGUUCCUCGACGCUGAGGGUCUGCAGCUGCAAAAAGGCUCCUCCUAGACUGACCACACAGACCAAAUCAGUUGCGUCUCCAUUAAUAUACCAACCAGCCACUGCGAAUUCUUCUAAUAAAGAUCAACAAACAAACAACAACAAAAAACUGUACAAACACUAACGCAAUCAUUUUAAGCAGAAUGAAUAGAUCAAACAAAAGCUGCGUCCCAUUCUUUUCUUUGCCAAACACAGAAUGCAAUUCCGCAGCAGCUGCGAUUCGAUGUAAAUAAAUAUUCAAUUGUGGCCGUGAUUUUCAAAUCCGGUGGCCGAGUGAAAAACAAUUAGUAUAACGAUUAUUGAAAUAUGUGCAUAAUUAAUUUUAGAAAGAAAAUGGUUAUGAAGAUGAAGAAAAUCACUGUUGAACUCGAUGGAGCACCCAAAUUAUAUAAAUUUCCUUCUUUUUGUCUUACUUAUUGCCGAGGAAAAUAUUAUUCAACUUUUAUUUAUUGUAGGGAUAUUGUUGUGGAAAUGUAUCAAACCCUUGCAAACUUCCACAAUGAAAAAUUAUAAUGUUAUCUCAAGAUCCCUCUUCUCACGAGUUGUGUUUCGCACUUAAAUGGUGUUUGAGAGGAAAUAAAUUGCACUGCUAUCAUAAUCAUAUAUUUAUCCAAACAAGUCUGAUAGAAGAAGAGGAGAAAAUUGAAAACUGAACUUCUUAAAUGAAUAAUAUAUUCACCAAAAAUUAGGUUUCGUUGCUUUUGUAAUUGUCACGGCGAGAAUAUUUAUCUACCAAAGCUGUUUGUUGAACAAGAAACGAUUUGAAGUUAGUUUAAGGCAGUGCAGUGUUUUUUUUGUUUUUGUUUUUUUUUUUUUAUUAAGUAGACCUGAAUUCACGUACUACAUAUUUGUUACAGUUAAUUUGAGAAUGGUCCUGAAAGAAUCAGAAUUAUUCUGGAAAAUCUAGUGGGCUUUGUUUGUAAUCCGUUAAUUAGUCUUCAUUAUGUUAUUGUAAAAUUACUUCCACUUUCGAUGGACACUGAAAAUAAAUCGCUCUUAUUUCAAUUAAUGCUCUGCAUUUUA